Pecten maximus is the source of this 2045-nucleotide messenger RNA. RefSeq lists its product as uncharacterized. The transcript is spliced from 5 exons. Lineage: Eukaryota; Metazoa; Mollusca; Bivalvia; Pectinida; Pectinidae. The coding region runs from base 144 to 1112 and encodes 322 amino acids. The record is from RefSeq and is a predicted model, not a curated record.
UCGGAUUUUGAAAUUGCGAACCUUGUAUUUUCUGUAUUGGAAUAAAGGGUGUAGUUUAUUCCAUUACAUCUUUACUGUCUGAAGACAUUGGUAUUGGAAUCCAUCUUAAAUCUGUGUCGAGAUUCUCCCAUCGUUAGCUGACGAUGUUUGUCCGAGGAAUGAUUAUAUUGACAAUGCCCGUGCUAGUUUUUCUAAAUGUGAGUGUUUCUGAUAAUGAUGUCACAAUCCUGAAUAAUGUGAAGUACGUACACGGGUUUAAGUUACGUACUGGAGUGUUCCGUGUGUUUGAUAACUCGUCUUAUACUGGAUGUGUUAGAGAAUGUCUACUUCGCCGACACUGCCUAGCGAUAACGUAUCACCUUACAGAUAUCUACUGCCACCUAGGGAGCCAGGCCAAUGACCUUGAAAUGGUCAGUGAUAACAAGAUGAUAUCCAGCCACCCUAUAGAAUGGGAUCCACCCAAGAGUAUCGCAGGCAAUUGCUCCGAAAACCCAUGUGCCACAGGACAGAGAUGUACUCAAUUAACCUCGGGGAGAGUCGUCUGUGUUUAUACGGAAUGUUCAGAUCCGGAGGAAGUGACGUCGUAUUUUACGCCUAGUUCACGAUCUGUCGGUGUGACCAUUGCUUAUGAAUACGUUUCAAACGCUUCAUCAUCCGGUACAUCCAUCAUUUUCGGAAAUCCAAAUAUCACGUGUAAGGCUGAUGGCACGUGGACGAAUUCGAACUUUACAGUACUUCUGUGCCCGACAGACUUCCAAAUCGUAGCAGGAGCCUAUUGUAUCCUGCUGGUGACAAACCAGUCUCUGACUGCUGCUGCUGGUGAUACGUACUGUCAGACAAAGGGGAGCCGUCUAAUUUGGAUGACAAGUGUGGAAAAAUUCGACACCAUCGUAUCUGUCAUUGAAUUCGGAAGAUACUUUUUGGCGGGAUCUGACGCGGAUGUUGAAGGCACAUGGAGAUUGCCUGACGGCGAGGAGAUGACAUGGGCUCACAGCCGGGCGAAAAUCAUCGACACGGAGAGUGAAGACUGCAUUACUUAUGACGAUAGUUACGGCAAGCUGAGAGACUACUCCUGCACUGGAACACACUUUAUUAUAUGCGAAAUCGUAUGAAACUAAACGACUUGAGGUAGAAUAGGAUACCGAUCAGUGUAGAAUUUGGUGACCUGUCUGUGUAGAAUUUGGUUACCUGUCAGUGUAGAAUUUGGUAACCUGUCUGUGUAAAAUUUGGUUACCUGUCAGUGUAGAAUUCGGUUACCUGUCAGUGUAGAAUUUGGUAACCUGUCUGUGUAAAAUUUGGUUACCUGUCAGUGUAGAAUUCGGUUACCUGUCAGUGUAGAAUUUGGUAACCUGUCUGUGUAUAAUUUGGUUACCUGUCAGUGUAGAAUUUGGUAACCUGUCUGUGUAUAAUUUGGUUACCUAUCAGUGUAGAAUUUGGUUACCUGUCUGUGUAUAAUUUUGUAACCUGUCAGUGUAAAAUUUGGUUACCUGUCAGUGUAGAAUUGAUAACCUGUCUGUGUAUAAUUUUGUAACCUGUCAGUGUAAAAUUUGGUUACCUGUCAGUGUAGAAUUUGGUAACCUGUCAGUGCAAAAUUUGGUUACCUGUCAGUAUAGAAUUUGGUGACCUGUCAGUGUAGAAUGUAGUUACCUGUCAGUGUAGAAUUUGGUAACCUGUCUGUGUAGAAUUUGGUAACCUGUCAGUGCAAAAUUUGGUUACCUGUCAGUAUAGAAUUUGGUGACCUGUCAGUGUAGAAUUUGGUAACCUGUCUGUGUAGAAUUUGGUUACCUGUCAGUGUAGAAUUUGGUUACCUGUUUAUGUAGAAUUCGGUUACCUGUCAGUGUAGAAAAUUUGUUGUGGGACCAACGUUUUCCUCAACGUCAGGAAGGACGGAAAGAUAUAAACAAUUUGGAUAUAUAAGGAACAAUGCAAAUCAUUGGUGAAACUACUAUUAAAUAGAUAUUGAAUUUUACUGAGAAUUCGCAAAUGAUGAACUGAAUCUUCGAUUUGAAACAAUCAUCAGCAUUACAAUUUAUGAAAUGAUAAUU